AGCUGGAUAUCAAUAGUCAACGGCCAAAACGUCCCCGAGGUUCAUCAUUCUUCCAGGGCUUAAGCGUGGCUGGACACGUCAACAGAACCGCUGCAACGCCUUCUCCAUCAACGCAACCACCACUCCUCCAACUCCAAAAGAGAUCAGCCCAAUUGCUUUUACUCUCCUGGCUCGUUUGCUCACUCGCCAAGCUUAGAAGCUCCCCUUCAUCGCAAUCGAUCUUCAUUUGAUCCCUCGUUUCCCGAACUUCGAUACCUUCCUUUUCGCGUCAAUAAAAGUCAUAUCCAUUCACCAUGAUCUCCGACGGCGACCUCUACCGCUUGGCCAUGUUCCUUGGCUGCUGCGCCAUGAUGAUGAUCGUACUUUACCACUUCCUCGAAGUCAACGCCCAGGACGAUGGACACAAUGGACAGCCCCCCGUUGCGAAGGCAGCUAAAUCCGGCGCUCCUAGUGGAUCGGGAGAGUCGAAUGGUGCUCAUGGACCGGCCGUUCCAGGCGCUGCGGCUGCAGGUGGCUCGCCAGGGAGUGGUGUUAAGGUGGACAAAUG
Aspergillus wentii DTO 134E9 is the source of this 547-nucleotide messenger RNA. RefSeq names its product dolichyl-diphosphooligosaccharide--protein glycosyltransferase subunit 4. Gene Ontology annotation, cellular component: oligosaccharyltransferase complex. The annotation marks the transcript as partial. NCBI's taxonomy places the organism in Eukaryota, Fungi, Ascomycota, Eurotiomycetes, Eurotiales, Aspergillaceae. The transcript is spliced from 2 exons. The record is from RefSeq and is a predicted model, not a curated record.